CAGAAUCAGCAGUGAGCAUCAUCAGCAGCGGUGCAUUGGUCCCCAGCAUUCCUCUCCUCUCAUCCCUGCUGGAUAGGAUGAGACGAUGGCUCGCAGGAGAGAUGAAGACGAUGAUGAUGACAGACACAAGCUGAUAGAAGAAGAGGAUGCUGAUGAUAAUGAGGAUGCGCGCUCCAUCAUGGACAGCGAGGAUGAGGACCAUCUGUCCCUGGAUGAGAUUUUACAUCUAUACAAGCAGCCCAUCAACGAGGAGCAGGCGUGGGCUGUGUGUUACCAGUGCUGUCGCUCUCUUCUGGAUUCUGCUGCUUCUGGAGGAGAGGAACAUGUGAGGAUUUAUAAAGACGGAUCAGUGCGCUUUCAUUCCGGAGUCAGAUCAGGUGUGUGUAAUCCCAGCCGAUCCUUCACACAGGCGAUCGAGUCUCUGGGCGUCGUGAUCUAUAAGGCUCUGGAUUUCGGGCUGAAGGAGAAUGAGGAGCGAGAGCUGAGUCCUCCGCUGGAGAAGCUCAUCGACCUGAUGACGAACGUGUCUGAGGCUGAGAGCGACUCCUGCGCUGAUGAAGGCUACGACGCCACUGAGGAAGACGAGGAUGAGCCCUGCCGGAUACGAGGCUACCGCGACAUCAUCAAGCUGUGUGCUCUUCACCUGUCCACGCCGGCAGACGCGGCCGAUCAUUACCAGGCCGUGUGUCGAGCUCUGUACGCCGAGACCAAAGAGCUGCGCAGCUUCCUGGAGAAGAUCCAGAACGCCAAAGAGAACCUGUGUAAGAUGCAGGGGGAUGCUGUUGACGAACCUGGCAGGGAGCUAAACGAGCUGCAGAAUGCUGAUUGGGCGUGGCUCUGGGUGCAGCUGAUGCGAGAUCUGAGGAACGGCGUGAAGCUGAAGAAGGUGCAGGAGCGGGAAUAUAAUCUGCUUCCCAUCGAGUUCCAGCUCACGCCGUACGAGAUGCUCAUGGACGACAUCCGCUCCAAACGCUACAAGCUACGCAAGGUCAUGGUGAAUGGAGAUAUUCCUCCGAGGUUAAAGAAGAGCGCUCAUGAAGUCAUACUGGAGUUCAUCAGGUCCAGACCCCCGCUGAACCCCGUGGCGGAGCGUAAACUCAAACCGCAGGCCGAACGUCCUCCGUGUCUGCAUGAGCGUAUUCUGAAGGAGAUCAAAUCUGAGAGGAAGCUGAGGCCCGUGUCGCCCGAUAUGAUCCGCAGGAGUCGAUUUGACGUCUCCUCCUCGGAUGAUGCGAGGAAGGUCUCCAGCACGCUGCCGUUGGCCAAUAGCGUGUCUCUUCAGCAGAACGGCUCCGGAGGCUUUCAGAGGAAAAGACUUCAAGCACCGACUCUGGCUGAACUGGACAGCUCUGAUUCAGACGACGAGACCUUAGGUCAAAGGUCAGCCAGCUGCUCCAGCAUCUCUACAUCCGUGAUGGACGACACGUCGCCAGAAUCCGUCUUGAGCAAGAAAACUACGCCCAUGUUCCUCCCGAUCUCGUCCACGCCGCAGCCGGAGAGACGACAUCACGCUCAGCGCCGUCACUCCAUCGAGAAGGAAACGCCCACCAGUGUGCGUCACUUCCUGCCGCCCUCCAGACACAGCUCUAGAUCCCUAGAGGAGUUUUGUUUCCCGGUCGAGUGUCUGUCUCUGACCGUGGAGGAAGUGAUGCACAUUCGGCAGGUUUUGGUCAAAGCCGAACUGGAGAAGUUUCAGCAGUUCAAAGAUAUCUACAACGCCAUGAAGAAGGGGAAGCUGUGCUUCUGCUGCCGAACGAAACGGUUUUCCUUCUUUACCUGGUCCUACACCUGUCAGUUCUGUAAAAGGCCGGUGUGCUCACAAUGCUGUAAAAAAAUGCGCCUCCCAUCGAAGCCUUAUGGCAGUCUCCCAAUUUACUCUCUGGGUCCGUCCACUUCGACUCUGAAACGGGACGCCGCCGGCCGAAAGCCAGAGAAGCCCAGCCUCCAGCGCACAGUGUCCAGAUUAUCCAAGCACAGGCGUCAGUCGUCCUCGUCUCUGGAGGAAAUGGGGCUCCCGAAAGAGCUGAUGGAAGACUGGAGCACCAUGGAGGUCUGCGUCGACUGCAAGAAGUUCAUCUCUGACAUCAUCGCCUCCAGCAAGCACAGCCUGUCUCUGGCCAACAAGAGAGCGCGCUUGAAACGCAAGACUCAGUCCUUCAUCGAUACGACGUCAGAGAAGAGCGCAGAAUACCGGCCUUCGGACAGAACUAUCAAUGAGGUCUAGAUCUUAGGACUGUGAUACACAGGGCCGAUAAACUCUUAUAGAUGUGUAGCAGUUCUUCCACACACAGAAACACACUUCUGUCCUGUAAAACGUGGUUACGUUAGAGAAAUUUCAUUGUCUAUUGAGACUUUCAAACCAAGCAGCUUUUUGUCUUGGUCCAAUUCGUGACAGCAGCGUAUUACGCAAUAAUGUAUAAUUUGUUCCCUCGUUUUAGGAUCAAAUUAAUACAACGUGGCGACUAUUUACUUAAAAACGAGAUAGCGAAUUUUUGAUAUUAAAUGAAUAAGUAAUGAGAAACUAAUAUGUCUUCGUACACAUGAGCGAAAUCACCUUCAUUUGAAACUCCUGAUUGCAUGGAUUCCUAUUGAAAUGAGGAUUUUAAUGCAAAAUUGCGCUGAGAACAUUCGUAAACAUGACUGUUCCUUAGAAAAUAGAUAGUUCUGGUCCUUGAUUCUGAUUGGUUGGCCCACGUUCGAAGCUGUUGGAAAUUACUCUACAAACAUUGCUUUGCUUACCUUACGUCUGUGUGUAAACCAUAGACUGCAUAAAAACAUGGACGUAGUUUAUCCGUGAUGUCACCCGUAGUUUUCUGAAGAGCGUUUUUGAAGCUCAAAGUGGGCGGAGCCAGGCGUCUCUCCUGGAUCAUCUAAAAUGGGCAAAAAGGCGGGAGCUGGUUGCUGAAGCCACGCCCACCUAGAUUGAUGGCUGCGGCAAUCCAACUGUCACUCAAGUGGCCAUGCCCUUAAUUAUGCAGAAUUUUUAAGGCUUAAUAUAAUUUAACAUAAAUUCACCCCCCCCACCACAGUUCUCACAAAGGGGAAAAGAAUAUAUAUAGACCAAAAUAAUUUUUUCUUCUUCUAUAAAGUCGGGCAUUUUAACAUGGGAUUGACUCCUUUUGCAGCCAGCCUCCAGUGGCCAGUCGAUGAAUUACAGUUUAUUUACAGUUUGGUGCUCGGUGUGUAAACGGCCCUUAGCUGUUAUAAAUUCACUGUAAACCACGGGUUCUUGGGGCUUACUGCUUCAUUAACUCAUAAACAUAUCUUACUAGGGCUUUUCACACUUGAAAUAAUUAAGUCUGAGUCAAUCCUGGGUUAUCUUCUUCUUCCACGUUUCACACGGGACGUUCCUAAAUCUGAUUUGCAUAUUUGCGGUGUCGUCGUUGCUGAUUGGAUGAACGCAGGACUGUUUCCUCUGAUGCUGAAGCUGAAUUUGUUCACGUUUGUGUAGCUGUGUGAACCAAUGGUGCUGGAAAACGUAUAUUCACAAUAAAACCGUGUCUCGUUAAUGGACAUACAGUCGUAUUAAAACAAUAAGCACAAAUACAUCACUCGACACAGAGCUGAUGGUUCAAAGCACAUCGUUUAUUUUAUUCAUGACUUUAAUAUUGUGAUGCUGGAGGGGUGUGGAUAUAUUUGUACAGCUCAUGCUUCUCAUAUCUAGGUGAGAUUUGACUGUAAAUUAUGCGUAUGUUGAUUUAGUAAUGCAAGUCGUAUGUCAGGCCCAGUUUAUAAACAUUAAGAGUUGCAUUUAUUUUUAGUAAAUGAUUAAUAAUUUAUGCGUGAUAUGUUAAGUAAUAUCCUGGGAUGUACAGCGUUUAAUCAUGACAUGUUUUUGGGGAUGAUGAUGAUGAUGAUGAUGAAAGUUUUCAAGCGUUUGGACAAUGGAGUAUUGUAUCGUUUCAUAUGAUCUGGGGUCAAAGGUCAUUGUGAUCUUGAUUCCACAUUUAAAUCUAAUCUGUUAAUCACACAGGGCUUUUUUAAGGGCUUUUUUUAAGAGUUAUUUUUAAACUUUAUUUUUUUUUUAUCAGGGGAUUGUAUUUCUGUUUUUAUUAUCCGAACAGCUGAUAAACUGCAUUUAAUUUUUUAUAUGCUUUAUUUCUUUAUUUUAAGAACACAAAGAGUUGUUUUAUAAUGUUUAUUCAAGUGAAGUUUUCAAUGCAACUUCUUCCUGUUGUGUGUUCAGUAUUUUGUUAAUUGUUUCUUUCUCUCAUCCUAUAAUGUAACAAUCAGUGUUUAAUUAUACAGAAAACUUGAAUUUGUACCUGUUAAAUCAUUGCCUUUUUCCUUUAAUAAUCUGAUAUGAAGUGAGCAUGAGAGCCAGGGCUCGUUGUGAGGAUGUUGUUAGUUUGAUUCAUCAGCCGAGAGGGAAAAUGUUUUAUUCAUUAGCUCUGAAGUGUCUCUCGAUUCCUUUUAACCCAUUAUUAAUUUGCCUUAGAAAAACUGCCUUCUUAAGCAUUGCAAUAUCCAUCGAGUCGAGUUAAUGUAUAGUCUGUUUACAGUAUAACUGCACAUGCAUUUUUAACAUCUGCACAAAUGCUGUAGAUUUUUAAUCUCUUGACAUGUUUGGAGCAUCACUUGAGAUCACGGAAGCUAAGAACAUGUAAAUAAAUGUGUAAAAAUGUGCAUGCAUGUAAAACAGACCAGUAACUUUUAUUUUAAAUCAGUUCGGUGAGUGAUGAUCUAUAGAAUAAUAAAAUACAAUAACAAUCA
Messenger RNA from Carassius gibelio (silver crucian carp), 4713 nucleotides. Its product is annotated as protein spire homolog 1-like. NCBI's taxonomy places the organism in Eukaryota, Metazoa, Chordata, Actinopteri, Cypriniformes, Cyprinidae. Gene Ontology annotation, molecular function: actin binding. The record is from RefSeq and is a predicted model, not a curated record. Gene Ontology annotation, cellular component: cytoplasmic vesicle membrane; cell cortex. The transcript is spliced from 16 exons. Bases 86 to 2224 code for a protein of 712 amino acids. Gene Ontology annotation, biological process: polar body extrusion after meiotic divisions; establishment of meiotic spindle localization; intracellular transport.